ACAAUAUCCGUUCAAUGCUUUCAAUCAAGAAAAACGAUCUGCAAGCAUUCUUUGAGAAUGCUGAAAUGGAGUUUCUCAUCGCUUUGCAAGAGAAUUCUAUGCAGUCCUUCCAUGCCAAAUUCCACGCAUCAUGUUCCUGUUUGACUGACGCAUCCCUCACAGCAGGUAUUUCACAAAAAGAUGCUACAAGAUUCUCGGCAAUCGCGACAAGAAUUCGAGAUAUGACGAAGUCUCUGAUUGUGCUAGUAAAAGAAGGUGACAUGAUUGCAAAAGAAGCUGUCGAGAAGACCAAAGCAAUUCUCUCUGGUAGGCUCCGAAAGGAACAAUGCUCUCCCACAAACCAAGAUUCGCUCAACUCCCAAUUUCUCCGUCGCUGGUUUUUGGAGCACAUCGAUCAUCCUUUCCCUUCAACAGUAGUAAAGGAAGAGCUUGCUGAACUUACUAACGCAAAGCUCAAAGAUUUAGAAUCUCGUGAUGAGCUUCCGAAGUUUGGUCCACAAUCCGCAGUGAAACCAAUAUCAAAGAAUCAGUGCCAGCUUUGGUUCAUUAACACAAGACGCAGAAGCACUUGGACAGAAUUUUACCGCGAGUACGCAUUCUCAGAGAAAUCAACAAUGACAAAAUUGGUCUCAACUUUGAAAGGUGAAAGUGAAAGCGCAAAUGGCACUUCGAAAUCGCUUGCACGUAUUCUGACAUGUGGCGAAGAUGGACGCACCAGAGAGUGGUUCGGCGAAUCGUUGAAGAAGCGUGUAGCUAUGUGCCAAGAUCAUUGGGUCAAGAUCAUGGAAUGGCUAGAACAACGUCCGCAUGAGCAACAGUCUGAUUGGCUGUCACAGGCAAUUGAAGAGGCCACAAGUGAAUACAAUCAAACGCGCAAAAGCAAAAGAGACCAACAUCGUACGGAAAACGGAUCUCAUGCUCAUCAAUCCGAUGAUGAAGAUUAUUCUGAUCAAUUACAAUCCAAAAAGCGGGUAAAGAAACGCAGAACAAGUGAUGGACAUGCCAGACCUAUACGCGGAAGUCGUCGAUCUCGCGAUAGUGCACGUAAGAAUGUUCGUCGUCCCUCUACGAUGAUCAGUUCAAUCGAUCAAUACCGCGAUGUGUCGGGAAGCAGCACUUCGACUCUUGACACUUCUUGCAGCUCCAUCAGUACCAGCAGUUAUGCGACCGCCUCUUCUCCGCUGGCAAGCUAUGGUAAAGCACAAGAAACUCUCGAGCAGAAGAAGGCGGAUGACUUGGAAGGCCUUUACCAUGAGCCAAAGACUUCGUUCAUCAACCCAAAGCCCGUUUUCAGCCCGAUCCCAGCCUCACCAUUACAAUAUGGAGAUGAUGAAAUGGGAGACGAUGAUGGUGAAUUUGAAUUGGACGAUUUUGAAGAGGCAAAGCAAGGCGAUAGUCCGUGGAAUUAAGCUUUAUCCGUUUCGCUUCUUACAUCAAGUUGACUGUUCCGCACUCGAUGCUGCUCCAAGCCUGGCCGAUCUGAAAUCAAGCGUGAAGCUACAG
Messenger RNA from Meira miltonrushii, 1503 nucleotides. RefSeq lists its product as uncharacterized. Gene Ontology annotation, molecular function: DNA binding. NCBI's taxonomy places the organism in Eukaryota, Fungi, Basidiomycota, Exobasidiomycetes, Exobasidiales, Brachybasidiaceae. The transcript has a single exon. Gene Ontology annotation, biological process: regulation of DNA-templated transcription. The record is from RefSeq and is a predicted model, not a curated record. Bases 15 to 1409 code for a protein of 464 amino acids.